CGACAGCCAGCGCAAGCUCCUCGUAACUCGCUCUCGCACUUGGGGACUUGUUCUCCACGAUCGGCCCAUUCCAUCCUCUCGUCAGCUGUCGACUACUUCAUUGGUAACAAAUCUCUCCUCUGCUGCUGUAACAACCUUGGCUUGCCUCGCCGCCCUCAACUUCCUGUUGCGCGACGACGUUUCUCUGCCAGCGAGCUCUAUACGGAACCUCCUCGUUCGUUUCCCGGAUCCUAUAUCUACCAGCUCCUGCCUGCCUCCAGUCCCCUCGCACCCAUCUUUCAUUCUUCCAAGCCGCUCCAGCCCGAGUCGAGCUCCACUGACAAGUGCGAAUCCUGGUCUCGGCCCCGACCACCACCACCACCACCACCACCAUCAUCAACAUCUCGAGGUCAUCGACGUCCUCAAGUCCACCGCUGCGCUUGCGAACCUGCCCUCCACAUCUCCCAUUCUCCCGAUCGAGCCUGCGCUGCUUCAAGCCUUGCCCCCUCGGAACUCGAUAACGACGCUUAAUUGCCUCCCCCCGCACUCAGGCCGCAACCACAGGAGAACGCCCGUGCAGCUCCCUUUGCAGCUGCAGCCGCAUCUGGCGCUGCUUCUGCAGCGCUCUCGCUGUCGCAGCGCUACAGCCAACACCAUUCCUUCGACAUGGGUGCAUGUGGGAGCAAAGAAGCGUCGGCCGAGGACACGGAGCAGAAAAAGAGGAGUCAGGCGAUAGACAAGAAACUAGAGGAAGAUUCCCGCAGGUUACGGCGAGAAUGCAAAAUCCUACUGCUCGGGUCCGGUGAGAGUGGCAAGUCUACGAUUGUGAAACAGAUGAAGAUUAUCCACCAGAAUGGCUACACGCAGGAGGAGAGGGCACUCUACCGGCUCACCAUCUACAAAAACCUCAUUGAUUGCAUGAAGGCGCUGAUCGGCGCCAUGCAGCAGUUUGAAAUUGAACCAGAGGAUCAAACCGUCAAGGACUACGUGGACUACAUAAUGGAAUUUAACGUUGACCCGGAUCCGGAUACCUCGCUUGAUCCCAAAGUUGCCGACGCCGUUCAGGCCGUCUGGAAAGAUCCAGCGUCAGCGAAAACAAUGGAACGACAGAGCGAAUUCUACUUGAUGGAUUCAGCCCCCUACUUUUUCGAAGAGGUGCGAAGAUUGGCAGCGCCUGAUUAUAUCCCCAACGAGGCCGACGUCCUGCGAGCACGCACGAAGACGACGGGUAUUUAUGAAACCAGAUUUACCAUGGGCCAAUUGAGCAUCCACAUGUUCGAUGUAGGCGGGCAGCGCAGUGAGCGCAAGAAGUGGAUCCACUGCUUCGAGAACGUCACAUCAAUCAUUUUCUGUGUGGCACUCAGCGAAUACGAUCAAGUUUUACUAGAAGAAUCAAACCAGAACCGGAUGAUGGAAAGCCUCGUACUGUUUGAUUCAGUCGUCAACUCCCGAUGGUUCAUGCGGACCAGUAUCAUCCUCUUCCUCAACAAAGUCGACCUGUUCAAGGAGAAGCUAGGUCGAUCACCACUAGGGAACUACUUCCCUGAUUACUCGGGCGGCAACGACGUCAAUCGGGCCGCCAAGUACCUUCUCUGGCGGUUCAACCAAGUGAACCGAGCACAGCUCAACCUCUACCCUCACCUCACACAAGCCACCGACACGACGAACAUUAGGCUAGUUUUCGCCGCUGUGAAGGAGACCAUCCUACAAAAUGCCCUGAAGGAUUCGGGAAUAUUAUGAGAGCCACGACCAGAACCCAUUUUUCGUUUGUGUUUGGAAGUUGCAUUUUUGCCGGGCGUCCAGCGUCUCAUGUGAUGAAAUUGGGAGUCAUGACGGAUUGGGAAGGCGCCACUACCACGCGCUGCUAUAUUUUCUGCCUGGAGGCCUUUGAUGUUGCUCGACAGCGGUGUUCCGACUCUUUGUUUUGUUUCCCCGUGUUGCCGCCAAUCCUGCGCUUUUUGAGUUUGUCGCCGCAAAAAGUUCGCGUUUUGGAAUAGUCUUUUCGUUUGUCAAGUCAAGAGUUGGAGCAAGUGGUGAUGGAUAUCCUUGCGCACGUCAGGGCUGCUACGGCAAUGGGCUGUCAAUUGUUUGGAUUGGGACGAAGGGGCAGACUUGGCCAUUGGGACACCACGGCAUUCGCAGGAUGCUUGGGACGGAAUCUUGACCGUUGGGGCAGACAUGACGGACGACAUCAGCGUUCGAUCUUGCUCUCAGUCAAAGCCAUCCCGUAAGAACUGGAGACAGGAGGCGGACAGCAUUUGGAUAGUUGGCUGCAAAGCGAGAUACGACAUCUGAAGGCUGGGGACGUCGCCGUGUACUCAUAAUAAGACACUAUUUCAACGUGGGACCUCCUGUUUCUCGCAACAUCGGCACCAUCGGAAUCUCGCACCUUGAGGUAGGAUCGAGGCCCAAUGUGGAAAGCAAUUACACAGCAGCCGCCGGUGGAUUACAGGACAUGGUGGUUCUUCUGUCAUGGGCCUUGAUGAGCUCAGCAUCAGAAUGUACGUGGAUAGUGCACCCUAGGCGGCGGUGGUCUGAUUGAUAUCACGCCACAGCCUUGCCUCUUUUCCAGCGAGUCUUUGGACUCCAAUGUCCC
Molecule: messenger RNA, 2575 nt
Organism: Cladophialophora immunda
Lineage: Eukaryota; Fungi; Ascomycota; Eurotiomycetes; Chaetothyriales; Herpotrichiellaceae
Product: guanine nucleotide-binding protein alpha-3 subunit
Exons: 6
Coding region: 646-1719 (357 amino acids)
Biological process (GO): adenylate cyclase-activating G protein-coupled receptor signaling pathway
Cellular component (GO): heterotrimeric G-protein complex
Molecular function (GO): G-protein beta/gamma-subunit complex binding; GTPase activity; GTP binding
Source: RefSeq, a predicted model, not a curated record